Messenger RNA from Magnolia sinica, 1086 nucleotides. RefSeq lists its product as uncharacterized. The transcript has a single exon. Gene Ontology annotation, molecular function: catalytic activity. The record is from RefSeq and is a predicted model, not a curated record. The coding region runs from base 1 to 1086 and encodes 361 amino acids. NCBI's taxonomy places the organism in Eukaryota, Viridiplantae, Streptophyta, Magnoliopsida, Magnoliales, Magnoliaceae.
AUGCCGUCGGGUCUGCAGGAGGCAUCCUUAUCGCCUGCCUCCAAGUGGGACUUGCAUAGUUCGCUGACGGGGUCCUUCUCGAAAGCGGUCAUUCUCAAAGAUAAGUUAUCCAACUUUUGCUGUAUAGUUAUCUCUGUUUAUGGUCCUAGUGAAGACUCUUUAAGGCUCAACUUUUGGGACGAGCUGACUUCCAUUAGACAGUCCUUUUCAGGCCCUUGUUGUUUCGUGGGUGACUUCAACGUGAUCCGUUUUGCAGAGGAGUAUUCUCGCAUAAGGAGAACUACCCAUGCCAUGCAAUCUUUCUCCGAUUGGAUUCAGGAUCAGGAGCUGGUGGAUCUUCCUCUGGCAGGCGCUAAAUUUACUUGGACCAACGGGCGAAAAUCUCAGAUUCAAUCCAGAUUGGAUAGAUUCCUCCUAUCCACGGAUUGGAUCGAGGAAUUCCCCUCAGUUAAUCAGAUUGCCCUUCCCAGAACGACAUCUGAUCACUGCCCUAUCCUUCUCUCGGUGGUUGACGUUAAUUGGGGUCCCAAACCCUUCAAAUUCAACUCCGCCUGGCUUGGCAUCAACGGCUUCAAGCAGAAAAUUGUGGAGUGGUGGCCCUCUCCCCAGGUGGAUGGAUUUGCUAGUCAUAGGUUGUGUUGUAGACUCAGAUUCAUUAAGGAGAAGCUAAAAGAAUGGAAGGAAGAAGAAUAUUGGAAGAGAGAGAUCGAGACUGAAGCCUUAUUUGCUGAAUUCCAUCAGAUCGACUCUUCGGUUGAAGGUAAAGACCUCCCAAUGGACGUUCUUUCCAGGCGCAUUCACAUCAUUCAAUCUUUGUCGUCCAGAUCUCUUGAAGACGAACUAUCUUGGAGGCUGAAAUCAAGGACUAGGUGGAUCUCGGAAGGCGAUAAAAACACUAAAUAUUUUCACUGCAUGGCCAACAUGAGGGCUUGGACAAAAGCUAUCCUUAGCAUUUCUAAAGACAGUAUUCAGGUUGAUGACAGAGACGAGAUUUCUGAAAUAGCAGUGGUCCACUUCAGAUCAGUUCUCUCCUCCGAGGGAUGGCCCAGGCCUCGAUUGCACGGGAUCCCUUUCCUCUCUCUGUAG